Messenger RNA from Electrophorus electricus (electric eel), 1270 nucleotides. RefSeq names its product RWD domain containing 1 (gene rwdd1). The record is from RefSeq and is a predicted model, not a curated record. Gene Ontology annotation, molecular function: protein binding. Lineage: Eukaryota; Metazoa; Chordata; Actinopteri; Gymnotiformes; Gymnotidae.
AUCGAUACCAGCCCAGCUAGGCAGUGUCAGCACGCACGAUUUUGUUUCUUAAAGGUUAGUCGAUGGACAUCUAUGAUAUAAAAUGACUGACUACGUAGAAGAACAGCGGAACGAGUUGGAGGCAAUAGAGUCCAUUUACCCCGAUUCCUUUACAGUGCUUUCCGAAGACCCCACUAGUUUUACAAUCACAGUCACUUCCGAUGCAGGGGAAAACGACGAGACAUUGGAGGUGACACUGAAGUUUACAUAUGUGGAGAAGUACCCAGAUGAGCCUCCACUCUGGGAGGUCCCGUACCAGGAAAAUCUGGAAGAUGCAGACAAGGAAGACAUCCUGGUUUUAUUGAAGCAACAGGCAGAAGAAAACCUGGGCAUGGUCAUGAUCUUCACCCUUGUGACAGCUGUGCAGGAGAAACUGAAUGAAAUAGUCGACCAAAUUAAGAGCAGAAGAGAAGAAGAAAAGAAGAGGAAAGAAAAGGAGGCAGAAGAAGAAGAGAAGGCAUUCCAGGGAACGGUAGUGACUAUUGAGAGCUUCCUGUCAUGGAAAGCGCAGUUUGAACGGGAGAUGGUGGAACUGAAGAGGAAAAAGCAGAAGGAGGAUGAGCAGUCUGGAAAGAACAAACUCACAGGAAAACAGCUUUUCGAGAGAGACCAUAAUCUUGAUACAUCAGAUAUUCAGUUCCUGGAGGAUGCUGCAAACAGUGUUGAAGUGGAUGAAUCCCUCUUCCAAGACAUGGAUGAUCUGGAUCUGGAUGAGGAUGAUCCUGAUUUUGAACCACUAGAUCUGGACAGUGAUGAAGACUAAGGUGGCUCAGAUGGCCAGCUUCACGUGGGGUGGCCGGACAGGUAGUCAGGAGGGGGGAUCCAGGCAGUCGGACAUCAGAGCAAUCUCACUGAAAAGGAACUGUUUACCCGGAUUGCAGAAUGCUGCAUAUUUUACUGAAACCUUUCAAAGGCUUGAUCAUUUUUGACCAUUACGCCAUUAAAUCCCUUUAGACUUGAUCUCACCCUGCUGAGCUUUAAGAGGAGUACUGGAGGAAUCUUUAAUAUUACAGCCAAGCAUGCUGAUGGAAGAAAUAUGGUUUCAAAUUUGAGGUGAAGAAGGUGGAAAUAAUACGGUGGAUAAAUAAUGGUGUGCUUAUGGAUAAAUAACCACACUAUAGUUAUUUAACCCGAAAAAAGAGACUUUAUUAAGCAACCAUUUAAAUCAUGUAGCUGACCAAAAUGGAGCUUCAAGAAAUGUUUAUAUAAAAAUGUUUCAUUUCUAAGCAAA